UAGGUAGAACCGGGCCUGGUGAUAAGCUUUCCAUUGAGCCAGUUGUGUGCCAAUGUGCGCUUUAUCUCGAUAUAUUGAUCUACCAUAAAUAUUCAGCAACUUCCUUUAAGUGCAUGUAUAUAAAUUUUUGUCCGCGAAGUUGAAGAGCUCACUCACCACGUAAACAGUGCCGGUUGCCAUUGACAACAUGAAUAUUCAUGUGAAGCUAUCAUGGCGGCGUCAUGCAGGUAGCACUUGUUACUGUCACUGCGGCACCAACUCAAAUCGAUGUUGUCUCCCUGUGCUUAUAGGCGUGAUGUGGAGUGCUGUGUUUAAAGUUCGAAGACAGUAUUUUUUAAAACUUUUUUGUGCAUGAUUUGUUUUAAAAUGACGGACGAAGCAAAAGUUACAAAAAGACUAGAAUCUUGAUGAGCGCCAAAACUUGAUACCACGCACCAAAACUGCGACAUGGAGAAGGAGAUGAAGAUGCCUCUGAAAAAACAUCAGAUCACACCUGAAAGUAUCAUGGAGGAAACAAAGUUUGAUAGGCCUAGCAUUGAGGCAGAUGGAGAACUGCCUAACUCCAUUAUUAAAAGAUUUAAAAAAUCAAAAGUCAGCAACCGAUCCAUGCUACCAAAGGUAGAACACCCAAGAGGAUUUGAAGCAGUUGUAAAUGCAAAACAUAAAGCACAGCAGUGGAAAGAUUAUAUAACAUCACGAAGAGCAGCAAAAAAACCAGUGCGCACACAGGCUGAUGGAGAGGAUCAAAAUUCAGCUGGUCUUUCUGAAGAUGAAGUACCUACAGGUGGCAUUGGUCUUGAUGGCAUACAUGAUGACUUUAUUACCAGACACAUUCUUGAGAAAAAAGACAACCAUAAUGUGAACAUCAGCAUGGUUAUAGACAGUAAUGUGGCACUGAUUCAGCAUUUUUCUAAAAUGGGUCAGUCAAAAGAUGUCAAUGCUUCUAUCAAUCUUGAAUUUGUGAAUUCAAUGCUUUCGAAUGGAGCAGAUGUCAAUGUCACGGACAAAUUGGGACAGACCAUCCUCCAUGAGGCUGUAAGAACAUGGCAUGUUGAUGUUGCAAGAUGGCUGAUUGAACAUGGGGCCGAUGUGAACAGAACUGAUCACUUUGGUCGUACCCCACUUCAUGUAGCUGCUGCUGUUGACUGUCCAGAGGCAGUGAACAUCCUGAUUGAGAAUGGAGCUCAAAAAGAAGCUGAGACAAAAGGAGAAAAACAAACACCAGUCUUUUAUGCAGCCAGAUCUGAUGCUGCAGACUCAUUAAGAGCUUUGAUAAAGAAAGGAUGCUUAUACAAAGUUGUCAGGGACUACAGAGGACGAACUCCUAUUCACAUUGCAGCAGAGUUAGAUCGAAGCGAGACAGCAAGACUAUUGUUGGAGCUAAAUGCAUCAGUAGGUGCAAGUGAUAAUCAUGGACAGAAAGCCAUCACAUGGAUGAUUACAAAGAUGCCUCCAGUGGCAAAAGAAGCUCUCAACCAGUUCCGUGUUGUUGAUCGUCACACAAGAAAACAGCGAUAUUUUCUCAAUUUUAUUGUUCAAGACAGAAAUACAGAUCCUUCAAACCGAGGCCAGACACCACUAGGUGUUGCAGUUGCUUACAGACAGUAUGACUUACUAAUGGACGUAACAUUCAGGCGAUUUUUAGAUUUACAGUGGACUAAGUUUGCCAGGUUCUGGGCUGUGUGGACACUAGUGGUCAACUUCUUCUACAUUGUUAUUUGGACAAUCAUAGGAAUUGUUGUGGAGUAUGACAAACGCCACAUUUACACCUUUCCAGAAGAUGGGUAUCGGAUUUUCCUUUGGAUUCUUGCUGUGGUCUCGACAAUAUGGCAGAUAAUUGAUGAGAUCAGAGAGUAUUUCCGGUCCCAGCAGAGUCAUAAAAAGUGGGAAGACUGGCGGACAGAGUCUAUAAAACAAGACUUGAAGUACUGUCAUCCACAAUGGCCAGAAGAAGAGCAAUAUCUCAAGUCUGAGAUGACAAACCUGGAAGACCUUAGCCCAAAAUAUUUCAGCGAUGCAUGGAAUGUCUUUGACUGGAUCUGCUAUGUUCUACUCAUCAUCUGCAUCAUCACUCACUUAGUGGACAUCUUUGCUCACACUGAUGGCAUUGCUCAAGCCCACAUCCGCUUCAUGUCUGUCACGAUUAUUGUCUUAUGGCUCCGCCUCAUGAAAAGUGCCCGUGCUUUUGCACUGUUAGGUCCAUUUAUUGUCAUGCUGGGACACAUGCUGAAGGACUGUGCUAGAUUUCUUUUCUUAUACCUGGAAUUUUAUAUUCCUUUUAUGGCUGUCUUCUGGAUGACAUAUGGAGGCACAAAGCAGAGCAGGACUAACUCAAGUGUUGAAGUUGUAGUCAGCGGGUUUGAGUAUCCAGCUGAACUCUUAUUCAGCCUUCUGAGGCUAACGCUUGUAGGCUAUGACUAUGAGAACAUGAAGGAAGUGUCUGAUUGGUUCACAGAUAUCCUUCUGGCAGCAUGGUUCCUUCUUUCAUCCAUUUUAUGUUUGAACUUGUUUAUUGCUCUUCUGUCGGACACAUUCCAGCGUGUGUAUGACAAUGCUCAGUCAAAUGCAGUUAUGCAGCGAGCGAUCAUCAUCCUGAACAUUUGGGAGGGACUUUCUGCAAACCAGAAGCAAAAGUUUUUUAACUUCAUAGAUGAAACCUGUUCCCCCCUGGAAGAAUACUAUGAUGAUGACUUAACUCAUAGUGAUGAAGAUGACUUGAAAAAAGUUACUUUUCAGAUAAAGGAUUCACUUGAUGAGUUCACGGAAUCUUUCAAAUUGCAUUUUGGAGACCCACACUCCCUGCUUGGAGACCUUCAGGAAGAAAACACACCUUCAGGAGAUGGCAACCCAAAAGGCAGAAAUACAGGUGAAAGUAAAGACAAAAGUGUGGAAAGUUUCAGAGCAAGAGGAGGCAUUUUGACAAGUGAUCGUUUUAAUCAAGAAAUAUCUGCCCUUCAAGCCACAGUAGACAAGCUGCAGCAACAUCAAUCACAUUUCAUGGAAAUGUACCUGCGAGACAUGGGCAGCAUUCAAGAAUUGCUCAAAUAUCUGAAAGGUGCACAAGCCAGUACUCUGGGGAAUAGUUUUCAGUCAAAAUGAAAGUCAUCCCAUUGCUGGGUCAAGUGAUUGGCAAAUGGAUAAUAACACUGUGUCUGCACUGAAACCCAAAAAAAGAAAGAAAAGAAAACCAGACCCACCUAUACCUCUGAGUGUUGAAUUGCUAGAAAUUCCUGGGUCAGCUCAUGGAUCAGGCCGUGUCUCCAGUGCUUUUGAGCAGCUCCAAGAAGAGGAAGGAACUAUUCCUGGUGCUGCUUUUGAGUCUGUUACUAGCAUAGAGAAGAUGUUUGGGAAAGAUGGCUCUUCACAGUGCUAACAACAGAAUGUUACCUCUCACCUGAAGGCCUUUUACAUCUGUUGUAGUAAACGCUCACCACAUCAUAUAUUGCAUCACUUUUACCAUGUAGGAAAAAAAGUUACAAGAACUUUUGCCAGAACCCUAACUUUCAGCAAAGCACAUUUCACAUUAACCAAGUUAGGUAUAUCUUUUUCAACUUUUCUACAACAGAUUAUUCUUAUGUGCCAACAUGAUCUCAUAUAGCUAUGUAUUGAUUUUAUUUUUAAAAUAUUUAGAUUUUAAAAAAUUAUUUGAGUAAAACCAUGACCUGUUUCUUUGCUACACCAGUCACUGUAGCUUUGUAGCAUAUGUAACAAAUCCUCUGGUCUCUACAUAAUUAGACAAAUAAAAUCAUACACUGAAUGUAUUUAUUAUCAACUACUUUUCUGAUUAAGCACCAUUUUUAGAAAUUGUUUAAUAAUAAUAAAUGUAAAAUUUGUAAAGCGCAUACACCCCUAAAGAGUUUAAGGAUUAUUUUAUUAUUAUUAAUUAUUUUCAUAGUCUUUUAGUUCGUUUUUAUUCAUUCUUGUUUUACUUAAUUGUUUGCACAUCAUCUUCCAUCAUCCCUUAACUGGUACUAGCUGAUCACCAGUUAAACUGGCCAUAAGAUAGGCUGUUUGGAUGACAGACCCUAGCCUUGCCUCUGACAUACCUCAUCCUAAGCUCAGUGUUGGCCCAGGCGGCAAAGCAUAUCAUAGGGGUGACCAUUACCUUUUCCUUUGGCAGCUUGCCUUCUGAACUCCUUUGGGAUAUUUUCGCCUGAGUCUGUUCAUGUGUACAAAAUGCACUGGAUGGCCAUUACUAGCGGUGGAACAGGGGUAGUUGAGUAGAGGUCUGGGAGGUCUUGCUUUCAUCACUGCAUAUGAAAACACAUAACACUCAUGUUUCUAUAGCCUACUUAAGACUGCACCUUAUGGAGGACACGAAGAGCUCAUGUUUUUCCACUCACAGGAUUUGGAACUUGCAUUAGCAGAAUGCACUUCGGUGCAUUUUACCAGCUUUCCAUUCUCCUGCUGGAGGAAACAAGUAUUCAACCAGCUUUGUUUUGCUGGUUGCUCAAGAGAUGAAUUCAUCUUUUCUGCUAGCAAUCAAAAUUUUCCUCCAUUGUUUGCACAUAACAGGAACUACCUUUCAUCAGGAUUAAAGUUGUCUGUAGUGCAAAGCCUUGACUACUUCUGUGCUACCUCCAUCUACAUUUAAGAGAGAAAAAUAAGUUGUUGAACUAGGGCCAACAUUUGUCACUUGUUUUUUUUUAAGGCUAUGAAUUAUGAAUUUUCAAUUGGCACUUACAUAUGACUGUCACAUAUUCUAUCCUUCAUUUUGUGGCUGUGACUAGUUAUAAAGAACGUAUGUUUUUGCAAGUUUGUCCAAAUCAGUAAUUCUAGGUAGUUCUCUCAUUAAUUGGUAUUAAAUUGUAUAUUUUUUUAAAUUUAUCUUGACCCAAAUGCAGAAAGCGAAGGGAUUAUUUUUCAGCUAGAUACUGUUUGGUUUGUUUCAUUCUAAAUCUGUAAAUAAUGUCUUUCACAGUUGUUUUUCCAGUUGUGAGUCAGGCCUACAGCAACUGAAGUGAUAAAUGUUGACAUUGUUUAGUUUCUAGACCCAUUAAAAAAAACUGUUCAGAAUUGCAAAGUUGCUUUAUUGAAUAAUCCCCCUUUCUUCUGUUGACAUUUUACAAACUACCAAAAAUAUUAAUAAGAGUUUAAUGCUUGAUGCCUUCAUUUAGGUGCUAACCUUUUUAACAUCAGUGCUGCAUGCUUAUGUAAUAAAUUUUUCCAUUUAUAUUGUAUAAGUACAUGUGAUUUUAUGUGGCAGAGGUGGUUCUGCUACUGUUGUUUGGCCAAGAAAUUCUGGAUUUAUAAUCUGCCUUUUGAUAACAAAUCAAAGCAGGCUGUGAUUGUUACAUUAAAGAAUACAUUUUUAAACGCCAAAAAUUGCCUUGUGACAGUCUUACAGCUAUUAUCAAUUGUUAAUAUUUUGAUCACUUACACUACCCUAUUCUGAGAUUUGAAAUCAUAUUGAGUGAUUUGUAUUUAAAUCACUGUGUGAAAAGAAUGAAAACUAAAAUAAAUAUUUUAA
This is a messenger RNA of Pomacea canaliculata, 5470 nucleotides long. RefSeq lists its product as uncharacterized. NCBI's taxonomy places the organism in Eukaryota, Metazoa, Mollusca, Gastropoda, Architaenioglossa, Ampullariidae. Gene Ontology annotation, cellular component: membrane. Gene Ontology annotation, molecular function: protein binding; calcium channel activity. Gene Ontology annotation, biological process: calcium ion import across plasma membrane. The record is from RefSeq and is a predicted model, not a curated record.